Messenger RNA from Phanerochaete carnosa HHB-10118-sp, 792 nucleotides. RefSeq lists its product as uncharacterized. Bases 1 to 792 code for a protein of 263 amino acids. Gene Ontology annotation, biological process: poly(A)-dependent snoRNA 3'-end processing; rRNA catabolic process; nuclear mRNA surveillance. NCBI's taxonomy places the organism in Eukaryota, Fungi, Basidiomycota, Agaricomycetes, Polyporales, Phanerochaetaceae. The transcript has 6 exons. The record is from RefSeq and is a predicted model, not a curated record. Gene Ontology annotation, cellular component: nuclear exosome (RNase complex); nucleolus; cytoplasmic exosome (RNase complex).
AUGGCUCAGAGUAACUUCGACCGCAGGAGAAUCAAUGGCCCCGAGGAGAGUUUUCCUCCUGUCUUUGCAGAUGAGGAGACACCCGUGAAGCUAGGUGUACCGCGCAAUGGCCGGACGGCCAAGGAUAUCAGGCCAAUCUCUAAUGGCAGAGCAGUCUUGAAGCCUGGCUUGAUUAAUCAAGCAAAUGGUUCAGCAUACAUCGAGACAGAGAAGGCAAAGAUUGCAUGUGCAGUGUACGGUCCCAGACAGUCGCGGAGCACGACCUAUAGCGAGAAGGGGCGACUGAACGUUGAGGUAAAAUUCACACCAUUUUCAUGCCAAAGAAGAAGAGCCCCCAUGCGUGAUGCCGAGGACCGAUCUGUAGCCGUGCAAAUCCACCAAGCGCUGCUCUCUUCUGUGAGACUAGAACUCCUGCCAAAGUCUACGAUAGACAUCUUCAUAAUUGUCAUUGAGAACGACGGUAUUGAAGGAUGUGUUGCGUCAGGGUCUGUUGCUGCAAGUGCUGCUCUUGCAGAUGCUGGAAUCGACAUGCUGGGGCUCGUUGUGUCAUGCUCAGCUUGCAUCAUUAGCAAGGAGAUCUGGUUAGACCCCACUGAAGAAGAGGCAAAACAGGCAACGGGCACCCUGGUAUACGCCAGUAUGCCAGCCCUUGAUACUGUCACAAAUAUCUGGCAAACAGGAAAAAUGACUGUGCAAGGAGCUUUCCAAUGUAUGGAGGCGUGCCGGGAGCGAUGUACAGAUAUUCACCUUGUAGUCGCACAAACUCUGCUCGACAAUACGCCGAGCAGCUGA